Molecule: messenger RNA, 1592 nt
Organism: Mytilus californianus (California mussel)
Lineage: Eukaryota; Metazoa; Mollusca; Bivalvia; Mytilida; Mytilidae
Product: skp1-protein-hydroxyproline N-acetylglucosaminyltransferase-like
Exons: 4
Coding region: 79-576 (165 amino acids)
Source: RefSeq, a predicted model, not a curated record
AUGACAACACAUUCAAGCCAAGGGGGAAGUUAAAUAGUUGUUCCCUACAGAGCUUUCAGAAUUAAUCACAAAUCUUUCAUGAAUAGAAGAAAACAGUUGAUAAUGAGGGGUGAAGUAAUAUUUAGCUGUUUGCUUCUGACAGUCUAUGGAAUGGCAAUUCAAAAGAGAAAUGCAGAUUUUGAAGAAAUAUAUGGCAGAAAUAAUGAUUUCGAAAUAGAAAAAAGAUAUGACUUAAGUGAUAUUCGAAUCAGUAAUCGCAGAAAAAGGUGGAGCAUUGGAAGUGUCAAUAAAGGCGAUCAUAACUGUACAAGUGGCAAUAGAAACAUCGACAAGAAUAAAAUUACGAAUGAAAUUGGGGAAGGAAAUUUUGAACGUUCUGAAGUGAAAAGUGACUGGAGUAUCGGCAGUAACAACGAAGGAAAUAAAAAUACCGCAAAUGGAAACAAAAGUAUUUGCAAUAACCAGAAUCAUAAUUUCAAAAAUACAAAUGUAUUUAAGGCCGGAAAUGUCGGAAACAAUAGAAGGAAACGUCGCUGGUCAAAAAGGAAACCAGCCAGGGGUAAAAAACGAGGAUAGUUAUGACAACAACACAAAUUAAUUUAGGGCUGGUGAUGUCGGAAACUUUUAAUUGGAAAUAAUAUAUUUAUGUACGUUGUUUCGAUUGUUGUUUUUCGAAAAUAUAGAUAUGUCCUAGAUUAAAAGUAUUGCAGAUGUUGACUUACUCAGCCUGAUAUAAAAAUUUGUGUGUGUUAAAUAUAUGAUUACCAAUAAAACGGUAGAACGUUUUUGCUAAACGUAAAUGAAUGAUAUCAAAUUACAUUGAAUUAUAUGACUAAGUAAAUCGUUUAUUUCUAUAAGCAUAAAAGAUUGUUUACUUCAGAAAAAAAUUUAGGGGUAAUUAGAUAACAAUUGUAUAGUUGUAUAGGCAGUACCUUACUUUGUUUUGCUUUUUUAACUUUUUUGAUUCGAUCGUCACUGAUGAGUCUUUUGAAGACGAAACACGCGUCUGGCGUACACAAUCUUAAUCCUGGUAUAUAUGAUGAGUUUAUUUAUACAUUUAGUAGAGUAUAUGAUUGCAUUGAAGCAGACAGUAUUGAAAACUAAACCUGGUUAUUUAAGUUAAUUGUCCUACACAAUUUAAUUGUCUUUUGUUUGACAGGCAAAAUAGAGAAUCUUAGAUAAGGACGUUCAACAUCAAGUUUUCUAUUCUUAGUGCAUUAAAUUAAAUAUUAUAAUAUAUUAUUGAAUCUUGUAUCUGAUUAACAGUUUUGCAUUAGUUGUUUGCAAAAAAAAUAUAUUACUAGCAAGUACACUAUAUUUAGAUAUAUUAUUUGUAUUUGCUUAUAUUUUGUGUAAAUAAAAAAAAGUAGAAAGAAAUUUUCAUAAUAAUAUGUCAUUGUUUCCAUCGUUAAUAUCGACCUGAACAUGCCUGAAAUGUUUGCAACUGGAAGUAAAGCAAACACCAACCAAUCAAUCAGUCGUUAAAAUAAUACUUUUUAACUGUACAUUUUUUUCACCUUUUUAUAGAUGUGUGUUAUAUUUCAAAACUGCCGAUUACUUGCUUUAUUGUAAUAAAUUUGAUUCAUCAAAUA